Molecule: messenger RNA, 2111 nt
Organism: Orbicella faveolata
Lineage: Eukaryota; Metazoa; Cnidaria; Anthozoa; Scleractinia; Merulinidae
Product: neuronal acetylcholine receptor subunit alpha-7-like
Biological process (GO): monoatomic ion transmembrane transport
Cellular component (GO): membrane
Molecular function (GO): transmembrane signaling receptor activity; extracellular ligand-gated monoatomic ion channel activity
Source: RefSeq, a predicted model, not a curated record
AUGGUGACGUACAACAAAUCCAUUUCGCUCCUGAUGAAAUUUGGGUCCCGGAUAUUGCUUUGUUUAACAACUGCUCUUUCACUUUUUUCUAACCCCUGUUUGACUGAACAGCCUUUCUAUAUACUUUUAUCGUUUAUUUCUAGUGGUGACGACUCGAUCAAUUUAGCGGGAGGGAUAAGCAAGUUUGUGACGGACAUCUCAGUCAGCUUUAAUGGGAACUGUGUUUGGAGCGGACCGGCAACGUUUAAAACCACCUGUGAAAUGCAAGUCGACGAGUGGCCGUUUGACGAACAAAAAUGUGAACUAUCGUUUGGCUCCUACACGUAUGGAGAGAAACUAAUGAGAAUCAGGCUGUUCAAGGACAAAAGUGAUUUUGCGAGUAAGGAAUCGUCUCCAGGAGGCCAUAAGGAGCUACUUUCAAUGAUAAUUCCUUGGGUUAUCCCGUUGGGCAAUAAUGGGGGAGAAAAGAUACCUAUUGCAGAAACUAAUCAGCUAUGCGUAUUUACCUUCUUAGCUCGUUAUGUUGAAAGCGGAGACUGGGACAUAGUAGACAUCAGAUCCAAAAUAUCGGAAACUGACCAUGGCGACUGCUGCCCGUUUAACUUCAGCGAAGUGGUAUACACUCUGGAAAUGAAACGCAAGUCACUGUACUAUAUGUUCUAUCUCGUCAUCCCCUCCGUUACACUGACAGUAGUUGCUCUCAGUAGUUUCCUCAUCCACGUUGAAAGCGGGGAACGCAUUGGCUUUGUCACAACUAUUCUGCUCGCCAUGACAGUGUUUCUUCUUGUCAUCCCGUCCUUUCUUCCAGUGACGUCAGACAGCGUACCAAUCCUUGGCGUAAACCUACAAGUUACUAUGAUCAUUAUAGCCUUGGUUCUCUUCGCCAAUAUUUUCGUCGUGAGGGUUUACUUCAAAGACGGAACUCCCCCAGACUGGAUUGAAAAGCUCUGCGGCUUUUGCAGCAUAAAGAAACGUAAAGAAGCCAAACGGAUUCAUGCAUCGCAGCCUGAUGGCGCUCACGGCAUGGCAAAAUGUUCCACUACACUGACCAGCAUCGAGAUGACCGAGUGCAAUGAAGGAAGUCCAGCUUUCCUUGAAAGAAAAGAAGAAGUUGAAUUCACGUGGCGGAGGGUGGCCAGAAAAAUGGAUCAAGUGUUUUUUGUAAUCUUUAUUAUUGCCUCGUCUAUUGCGUAUGCUUUCACGUUCAAAACAUGAUUAGUUGUUUAUUUGACUGAUGUUUUACAAAUAGCCACUCAUUGUACAUAAAAUUCAUUUGUUCUUAAAUUGUUAUAAUUUUAGGUUUUGAUAUCACAAGUGAAUGUGUGUUUUUGUUUUCCACAAACACUACAACACCAAACAUGUCAUGACCCACACCUUUGCUGGUAUAUUUGUAUGACAUUAGUACAACUUGGGUAUACAAAAUAUUACUAAUGUAUACCAUAAAAUUCCGAUUUUAAGCCCCUUACCCUUCACACCUGUUGUAGGGUCAUCUAUAGGUAACAUUAAAAAACUUUUCCAGUUACAAUGACAUAAGCCCCGCUGGAAAUACCCCUUCUUGACUUUUUGUACUUCACCGGACAGCGAGGAAGGGCUGAUGCUCCCUGUACUUGUUUCAUUACCUGCUCUAUGUGCUUCUUGUUUCGAAGAACAUGAAGAAUCUUUUUCAACUGCUGUAUUUUGGUUUCAACGGCGUAUUUUGAGCCUUUUUUAUACCGUUUUUAACCCGCCGCCCUCACCUCUCCGUUUGUAAGCCCACCGAAUACCCCUUUUAAAGUUAUAUAAGCCCAGCGCUUAUAACCGGAAUUUUACAACAUGUAAGAAAGAAAGAGUUACGUUAUAUUAAUCUGGAUUGAUAAUAAAUGAUUGCGUGAAAAAAAAAAUCAUAAUGUAAUGUACCUUAUCACUUGGAUUUCAAAAAUAAAAAAGAGAGUCCCUAAUUCUUUGAGAACUUUUACUCGAUAUUCGUUCGGUGAUACUCCAUUACCCUGAAAAGCCCGUGUCUGGAAGAAUUCUAUAUUCCCUCUAACCGAAAAAUAAAUGGAUUUCAUUUUCUCAGAUUGAUGGUCUUUUUCUUCCCUUUUUCGGAGUUUGUUUAAUUCAAAACUAUGAGC